GGUAUGGCAAGAGACAUAAGACCGAGAGCGCGAGAGAGAGAAAUGUGUACUAUUUAUGGGCAUGUAGCAAGCGAAGGACAACCCGAGCGACUCGAAAGGCCGAAGCACAUGUGAACCCAGACCAGGGACUUUACCCACAGCGAAAUAAAACCAUAGUUAUUCGAGGCGGCGAGAAAGUGAAAGCCUAGGACACGCUCUCAGAAAAGUGCCAAAGCAGUGCCAGGUGAAGGUGUCGCGGCAGUGGCACGGCAGAUGGCUCGGGACCUCGUGAUAGAGGGUGACGAGCAGCUGUGCAGGUGGUCCGCGCGAGGCAUUGUUGGCGCAGGUGGUCGGGUCGGUUCGGGGAGCAGCGCCACCUGAGUUACUGCAGGUCGCAUGGUGGCACGAGGCAUCAUCUGCAGCAGCAUCCUGGAACCUGCCGGAGGAAUCUUGCGGAGACCUUGCGGGGGCGUGAGAACCAGCCUCCAGGACAGCGACGCGACCAGCAAGAAGACCUCGCCGGGUUCUUCCUUUUCCUCCUACUCCUCUUCUUCCCUCUCUUCCUCCUGACGUGAGUCUGUCGUCAUCAGUCCUCCUUUCCUUCUCUCCCUUUAUCGCCGUUUCGAUCGGGUCGCCCCAUUACGCUCUCUGCCAUUAGCGUUCCCUCUCCCCUCCCCCCCUAUCCAACCCGACUCGCUGACUCUUCCUGCCGCUUUCCCCUCUCCUCUCUCCCGCUUCGCCCUCGCCUCUUCUCGGCUCAGACCGCGCUGUGUUUGCCAAGGACUUUUCCAGCGCGAGUAAAAGUGUGGGCUGCGUCCGCGUGACGGCGGCGAGGCUUGAGUUGCCGCUGGACUCCUCGCUGCGCCCCACAGUCGCUGCAGACGCCACGACGUGCACUUGCGCGGCCCGCUCUCUCUGCUCCCUGCUGGCCGCCUGUCAUGCCCCUCCGUUCCUGCGGACGCGUUUCCUCCUGUUCCGCCAAUCGCCCCCUCUGACGGCGCUUGUCCUCGUGCGACCCGCCGUCCUAUGUGACAGGAGACAGCCGCUGCGCCUGCAUCGUCGUCGGCCGCAAGAGCGUGUAUCGAGCGAUCGUCCCCGGAAGACGGACGCCGGAGCGAGAGUUCGCAGGAGCCUUCAGGAGCGACGCGGAUCCGCCUAGGACGCAGCCGAGAGGCCCCAGGACGCCAGCAGGGCUCCCUCCCGCGCUUGGACCUCUGGCAGGAUGAGUACCGUCGCGGACUUCUACCGUGACCGGAGCGUGCUCAUCACGGGCGCCACGGGCUUCAUGGGGAAGGUCCUGGUGGAGAAGCUGCUCAGGUCAUGCCCGGGCCUCUCCAAGAUCUACCUGCUCAUGAGGCCGAAGGGCGGGCACCACGUGGACGCCAGGCUGGACGAACUCCUCAACUCGAAGCUUUUCGACCAGCUGAGAUCGUCGUGCCCGGAGGUGCUGGGGAAGCUGGUGGCGGUGCAGGGGGACAUCACCCUGCCGGGGCUGGGCAUCUCCCCCGCCGACGCCGCCACCCUCGCCUCCAACAUCUCCGUCGUCUUCCACGCCGCCGCCACCGUGAAGUUCGACGAGGCCCUCAAGCUGUCGCUGCAGAUGAACGUGCUCGGGACGCGGCGCCUCGUCGAGCUGUGCCACAAGAUGGAGAAGCUGGUGGCGUUGGUUCAUGUGUCCACGGCUUAUUGUAACUGCGACCGGGUGGAGGUGAAGGAGGUAGUGUAUCCGCCUCCUAUUGACCCUUACAAACUGAUUCAGCUUGUCGACUGGAUGGAUGAUGACACUUUCAACCACCUCACGCCUAAGUUGAUUGGUUCCCGGCCUAACACCUACACCUACACAAAGGCUUUGGCCGAACAUGUGUUGGUUCAAGAGGCAGGAUCUCUACCACUUGCCAUUGUCCGGCCAUCAAUAGUGGCAGCAGCCUGGCGAGAACCUCUCCCCGGAUGGGUUGACAACCUGAACGGUCCAACAGGUCUCAUUGUGGGUGCUGGUAAGGGCAUGCUAAGGACCCUGCACUGUCGAGGGGAACUGGUGGCAGACCUCAUACCUGUAGACAUACCUAUCAACCUGCUGAUUGUCACUGCUUGGCACACAGCCACGCAGAGAAUGAAGGAAAUAGUUGUGUAUAACUGCGUUUCGGGGAUAGAGCGGCCCGUGCGAUGGGGCGAGAUCAACGAGCACGGAAUGAUUGCACUACGCAGGAAUGCCAUGAAUGAUGUGGUGUGGUACCCAGACCUGCGCUUCACCCAGCACAAGACUCUCAACACCAUCGCCGUCCUCCUUCAACACUGGCUUCCGGCCUAUCUCAUGGAUGCCGCGGCCAGGCUGGCAGGGAAGCGCCCUAUCAUGGUUAGGAUUGCUCAGAAGCUAGACCGUGCAGCCUCAUGCUUAGAAUACUUCACAACUCACGAGUGGAGGUUCUGCAACGAGAACGUACAAGGCCUGUGGGAGAGUCUAUCAGAGACGGACCAGAAGACCUUUAACUUUGCUCUCUCAGCCCUCCAUUGGCCCACCUAUAUGGAGCAGUACUGCCUAGGAACCAAGCGCUAUGUCAUGAAGGAAGAACUGAGCACGCUGCCCACAGCUCGCAAACACCUCUCAAAGUGAGUAUCGUGCUUUUGUCUUUAGAGAAA
Messenger RNA from Penaeus indicus, 2616 nucleotides. Its product is annotated as putative fatty acyl-CoA reductase CG5065. Gene Ontology annotation, biological process: long-chain fatty-acyl-CoA metabolic process. The record is from RefSeq and is a predicted model, not a curated record. The transcript has 8 exons. Gene Ontology annotation, cellular component: peroxisome. NCBI's taxonomy places the organism in Eukaryota, Metazoa, Arthropoda, Malacostraca, Decapoda, Penaeidae. Gene Ontology annotation, molecular function: alcohol-forming very long-chain fatty acyl-CoA reductase (NADP+) activity. The coding region runs from base 1202 to 2590 and encodes 462 amino acids.